Messenger RNA from Cooperia oncophora, 756 nucleotides. Lineage: Eukaryota; Metazoa; Nematoda; Chromadorea; Rhabditida; Trichostrongylidae. The record is from the annotation of a GenBank genome assembly.
AUGGAAUGCCAUAGCAUUUUCUCUCCCUCUACUUCAAGGAGUGCUAAUAUACGCAAAAGAAGGCUAGGGCCUUACAGCAGAGUGACAGACGGUGAAGAAGUAGCUGGAAGCAUUAAUGGAGUUCCGACUGGGAUGCAAAUACCUGUCGUCGUAGACGCAAAUCGGCAAACAUCGAUGGCAUAUCACAGGGAGCAAGUGCCACAUGCUUACGUUUCAGAAGUGGCUAGGAGAUAUGCUGAGAAGAUUCGCAAAAUGAAAGAACGUACUCUGCAACCGGAUUGUGAGACUGAGUCUACAUCUCUACCCAUGAUAAAACAAAGAUUACGCCGUCUCAUUGGUGAAUGUGAUAUUGAACGGAUAACUUGCUGUGUUCCCAUGUGCGGUCGUGUAUUUAGCUCUGUACAGGUUCUUGCAUGGCAUAUGUCUUACUCUCAUCACGAUUUGGCACUCAAAUCUGCCUAUGACAAUCUCUGUUUUGUUUGUGGCGUUCGCAUGGACACAGCGAAGGGCAAAACUAUCCACUUGACGAGUAAACAUAAGGCCUUAAGCGUGUCUCAUAACGAGCAAUGCAUGUACCAGCGUUUGCCGGUCAUUUCUCCCUUAGCCCCUGCGGCAAUGCGACUCCUGCAGUUUGCUGAUGAGGGCGUUACGGAUGGAGAUGCAUACGAUGAGGUGGCUUACAACGGGUACGAUAGAGGCGGUUCUAAUGGACAGGUCAUUGCUGAUGAUGGAGUACAGCUUGCAAUGAACACAUAA